UUUUGUUCUAGAGCUUUUAGGUGUGCUGUCAAGCUGCUGACAUAUGCUCUCUUAUGUUUCCUUUUGCAAGCACUCAGAGCUAUGAGUUUUCCUCUUAGUACCACUUUCAUUGUGUCCCAUACAUUCGGGAAUGUUGUAUCUUCAUUUUCAUUAAAUUUUAGGAAGUCUUUAAUUUCUUUAUUUCUGCCUUGACCAAGUUGUCCUUGAGUAGAGCAUUGUUCAACUUUAUUUAUUUAUUUAUUUAUUUAUUUAUUUAUUUAUUUAUUUAUUUAUGUGAGUGCUCUAUCUGCACUAUCUGCAUGUGUGCUUGUAUGAGAGAAGGUAUCAGAUCCCUUAUAGAUAGUGUGUUUGCUGCCUCACAUAUUCUCUGGGAGAUGAAGUCUAGUACCAAGAGCCACUGUGUGUGUGUGUGUGUGUGUGUGUGUGUGUGUGUGUGUGUGUGUGUGUCUAUCUGGCUUGCCUCACCUUUCCUGUCUGCUUGCAUUGGGAUUACAGAUUCCCUAGUUUUCUUCCAUGCUCUUCCAGUUUCUUUAAGCUUCAACAAUAUUACACAUGCAGAGAAAUCAAAAUUGCCCUGGGUCUGUUAAGCCUUGCCAUGGGCCUCUCCUGGGAGACCCUUAUUUUUUUUAAAUGAUUUAUUUAUUUAUUAUAUAUAAGUAUAGUGUAACUGUCUUCAGACAACUCCAGAAGAGGGCAUCAGAUCCCAUAACAGGUGGUUGUAAGCCAUCACGUGGUUGCUGGGAUUUGAACUCAGGACUUCUGAAAGAAUGGUCAGUGCUCUUAACCACUGAGCCAUCUCUCCAGCCCCUGGGGGACCCUUCUCUGAGCCCCUUUGAAAGUUCCUUUAGAAGCCAAGGUGAUUUUGGGCCUUCUGAAUGUUCUUGGCAGGAGGCCCUCACUCCAGAGCAGAUAGGGCCUGUCUUUCAGGAAGUUUCUAAUCUUCCUCUUUCUUCUGGGCCAGGUUUUUAUGAAUGAUAAGGCAGAAGAGUGUGUGAAUCUCACAAGCCUAUACUUGUUUGCAAAGAAUGUGAGGUCUUUGCUUCAUACCUAUCACUACCAGCAGAUUUUUCUUCAUGAAUUUGCCAUGGCCUAUACUAAAUAUGUAGGAGAAACACUGCAGCCCAAAACUUAUGGCUACAGUAGUGUGGAGGAGCUACUGGGAGCCAUCCCACAGGUGGUCUGGAUAAAAGGACAUGGUCAUAAGAGAAUUGUAGUGUUAAAAAAUGACAUGAAAAACCGGCUAAGUUCAUUUGACCUUUCCCCUGUCAAUCAUGAAGACCAGCCUGCAGUCAGCAGGCAGAUCCUGGAGGUGCCAAAACCCCAUCUAGCCUCAGAGCUCCAUCUCAGAACAGGACCCAGCCAGAUGGAGCAGGAACUUGUGCAAUUGGCCAACAGCUCCCCUGUUGACCUUCUCUGUGCUCCUGUUCCUUCAUGCCUGCCAUCCCCUCAGCUAAGACCAGAUCCUGUCAUCCUGCAGCCCACUGAUCUCAUUCAGUUUGAGGAACACCCUCAGGAGCCUUUGGGAGUUUUAUUUUUAAACCAAGAAGAAAAAACAGAAAUUCCAAUACCAGUAAAGAAGGGGAACCUGUCCUGUAACUCCUCACCCAGUAGCCCAGCAUCUGCUUCUGCUCCUCCCAAACCCUCCUCAGAAGCCCCCGGGCUACUGAUUAGCAAGGAUGCAGUGGAAAGCCCAGCAAAAAAGCAGCCCAAAAAUAGAGUCAAAUUGGCAGCCAACUUUUCUUUUGCACCUGUGACCAAGCUCUAACUUCCAGUUUGAACACAGAAUUAAAUUAGGAUGGGGGGGAAACGGAUUCUACACACAAAAAUAGGCUUAAAAACCUCAUUUUAUGUCUUGACCCCAGAAGCCACUUUUAUUAAUGGUCCAUAGGGAAAUGUUUGUUUCCAACUUUCAGAUGAACUUUUUCUUACUUUAUUUCUUCCAGUUAUUUGAAAGAACUCCAUUAAGAAAUCUGUAUUAUAUUUACCAAACUUUUCUACUCUACUGUGAAUUGUGGUGGUUGGGAAGAAAUAAGCAGAGAUCAUUCAGCAGGAAGUGGAUUGAGUCCCAUUGAGCAGCCUCCAUCAUUUGUUUAAGCAAAUUUAUUUGUGGUUGUUCAAGAAGCCAAAUAUGUCCUUAAACCUGUGGGUCACACACUGGGGCAUGAGUGAGUGGCAAGAGAGCCAUUUUCAGGUUGACAGGAAAGUUCU
Molecule: messenger RNA, 2208 nt
Organism: Rattus norvegicus (Norway rat)
Lineage: Eukaryota; Metazoa; Chordata; Mammalia; Rodentia; Muridae
Gene: Marf1l1
Product: meiosis regulator and mRNA stability factor 1 like 1
Source: RefSeq, a predicted model, not a curated record